Octodon degus (degu) is the source of this 2517-nucleotide messenger RNA. It is a transcript of the gene Prepl, whose product is annotated as prolyl endopeptidase like. Gene Ontology annotation, biological process: proteolysis. The record is from RefSeq and is a predicted model, not a curated record. The coding region runs from base 260 to 2443 and encodes 727 amino acids. Gene Ontology annotation, molecular function: serine-type endopeptidase activity. NCBI's taxonomy places the organism in Eukaryota, Metazoa, Chordata, Mammalia, Rodentia, Octodontidae. Gene Ontology annotation, cellular component: cytoskeleton; Golgi apparatus. The transcript has 15 exons.
GAAGUGUGCUUAGCACCCGUACUGGUUUGGCGCUACGUGGAUUGGCGUGCUGCAAACCAGCUCUGGGCGGCUCUGGGUAGGUUGUGGUUCUGCUGGGUGCAGAACCCUGACUUCUGGUGAGCGUGACGACGGUGGUUCUCGCUCCUUCCUGGGAGCCUGGGCUUUUUCGGCUUUCCUUCGCUUGCUUGUGUCCGGAGCCGGACUGACUCUUUCAUCUUGCGCAGCCCCAAAGGGAGCAUAAACCAGGGACUUUGAUAUCAUGCAACAGAAGACCAAAUUAUUUCUCCGGGCUUUGAAGUAUAGUAUUCCUCACCUUGGGAAAUGCAUGCAGAAACAGCAUUUGAAUCACUGUAACCUCGCUGAUCCUUAUUACAAUAGAAUAAAAUUGAAAAAGUAUCGCCUAACCAAGUGUCUGCAGAAUAAACCCAAGAUAUCAGAGUUAGCAAGAAACAUCCCAAGUCGGAGCUUCUCGAGUAAGGAUCUUCUGCCUAUUAAACAAGAAAACGAAAAAUCCCUUUCAGAAGACAUGGAUGCCUUUGAAAAAGUGAGAACAAAAUUAGAAACACAACCACAAGAAGAGUAUGAAAUCAUCAAUGCAGAGGUUAAACAUGGCGGUUUUGUUUAUUAUCAAGAAGGAUGCUGCUUGGUUCGUUCCAAAGAUGAAGAAGCAGACAAUGAUAAUUAUGAAGUUUUAUUCAACUUAGAAGAACUUAAAUUAGACCAGCCAUUCAUUGAUUGUAUCAGAGUUGCUCCAGAUGAGAAGUACGUGGCCGCCAAGAUAAGAACUGAUGAUUCUGAAGCAUCGACCUGCAUAGUGAUAAAGCUGAGUGACCAGCCUGUCAUGGAAGCUUCUUUCCCAAAUGUGUCCAGCUUUGAAUGGGUGAAGGAUGAAGAAGAUGAAGACGUCUUGUUCUACACCUUCCAGAGAAACCUUCGCUGCCAUGAUGUGUAUCGAGCCACUUUUGGGGAAAACAGACGGAAUGAGCGCUUUUACACAGAAAAAGACCCAAGCUAUUUUGUUUUCCUUUACCUUACAAAAGACAGUCGUUUCCUCACCAUAAAUAUUAUGAACAAGAUCACCUCUGAGGUGUGGCUGAUAGAUGGCCAGAGCCCUUGGGACCCCCCCGUCCUUAUUCAGAAGCGAAUCUACGGGGUCCUCUACUACAUUGAACACAGAGAUGACGAGCUGUACAUCCUGACUAACGUUGGCGAGCCGACGGAGUUCAAGCUAAUGAGAACAGCAGCUGAUACCCCUGCUAUUAUGAACUGGGAUUUGUUUUUCACAAUGAAGAGAAACACCAAAGUUGUGGACUUGGACAUGUUCAAGGAUCACUGUGUUCUGUUCCUGAAGCACAGCAACCUACUUUAUGUUAACGUGAUUGGUCUGGCGGAUGACUCAGUGCGAUCACUGAAGCUCCCUCCUUGGGCCUGUGGAUUCAUAAUGGAUACGAACUCUGACCCGAAGAACUGCCCCUUUCAACUUUGCUCUCCAAUACGACCCCCAAAAUAUUACACUUACAAGUUUGCAGAAGGCAAGCUGUUUGAGGAGACCGGACAUGAAGACCCCAUCACAAAGACCAGUCGGGUCUUACGUCUGGAAGCCAAAAGCAAAGAUGGAAAAUUAGUGCCAAUGACUGUUUUUCACAAAACGGACUCCGAAGACUUACAGAAGAAACCUCUCUUGGUGCACGUGUACGGGGCCUAUGGAAUGGAUCUGAAAAUGAACUUCAGGCCUGAACGGCGGGUCCUGGUGGAUGAUGGAUGGAUACUAGCUUACUGCCACGUUCGGGGAGGCGGCGAGUUAGGCCUCCAGUGGCAUGCUGAUGGGCGCCUGACUAAAAAGCUCAAUGGCCUGGCUGACUUAGAGGCUUGCAUUGAGGCGCUUCAUGGCCAAGGCUUCUCUCAGCCGAGUCUAACAACCCUGAGUGCUUUCAGCGCUGGCGGGGUGCUUGCGGGCGCACUGUGCAACUCUAGUCCCGAGCUCCUGAGAGCUGUGACGUUAGAGGCACCUUUUGUGGACGUUCUCAAUACCAUGUUGGACAAGACUAUGCCCCUGACAGUAGAAGAAAUAGAGGAAUGGGGGAAUCCUUCAUGUGAUGAAAAAGAAAAGAACUACAUAAAACGUUACUGUCCUUAUCAAAAUAUUAAACCUCAGCAUUAUCCUUCAAUCCACAUCACAGCUUAUGAAAACGAUGAGCGUGUUCCUCUGAAGGGAAUUGUGAACUACACAGAGAAACUCAAGGAAGCUAUCAUGGAGUAUUCCAAGAGCGCGGGGGAAGCCUAUCAGACCCCCAGUGUUAUUUUAGAUAUUCAGCCCGGAGGGAGUCAUGUGAUUGAGGAUUCGCACAAAAAGAUUACAGCUCAGAUUAAAUUCCUGUAUGAAGAACUUGGACUUGACAGCACCAGUGUUUUCGAGAAUCUCAAAAAAUACCUAAAAUUCUGAAAUUCUACAUUCAGCUGGGGUUUGGAGCGGCACUGACCUAUUCCAUAGUCUUAUUUCCAGUUGGGUUAGCAAAA